This is a messenger RNA of Synchiropus splendidus (mandarinfish), 2721 nucleotides long. Its product is annotated as transforming growth factor beta-3 proprotein-like. Gene Ontology annotation, cellular component: extracellular region. Gene Ontology annotation, biological process: SMAD protein signal transduction; BMP signaling pathway; transforming growth factor beta receptor signaling pathway. The transcript is spliced from 7 exons. The record is from RefSeq and is a predicted model, not a curated record. NCBI's taxonomy places the organism in Eukaryota, Metazoa, Chordata, Actinopteri, Syngnathiformes, Callionymidae. Gene Ontology annotation, molecular function: type II transforming growth factor beta receptor binding; growth factor activity; type III transforming growth factor beta receptor binding. The coding region runs from base 255 to 1484 and encodes 409 amino acids.
UCCUACACACAUCUAGUGUGGAGCCACUUUGCUGACACGGAGCGAUUCGCACACACUGGACUGAGAAUGAACAGAGAACCAGCAGGACAUUUGUGGAUCAACCUCACAGAUGCGGAGUCUUUAAGGACCUUGAACUGAGUUUGAUGGGAGAAGGUGCUGAUCAUCCCUGAAAAGCCGGAGUUCAUGCCAUUCUGUUGAACACGUUUUAGCAAUAAUCUGGAAAGAAACAAACAAACCCUGUUUAUAAAGAGAAGAUGCUGCUGGGCCAGAUGGUUUUGUUGAUCCUCCUCCUCAACUGUGCAACUCUCAUCUCCUCCCUGUCAACCUGCGCCACCGUGGAUAUCGACCACGUGAAGAGGAAGAGGGUGGAGGCCAUACGGGGUCAGAUCCUCAGCAAACUGCGACUGACCAGCCCCCCGCAAUCCCAGGGUCCCAGUAAGAUCCCCUACCAGACCCUGGCUCUUUACAACAGCACCAAGGAGCUGCUGGAGCAGCUGGGCAGGGACCGGCAUCAGACCUGCGGCCAGGACAACACUGAGACCGAGUACUACGCCAAGGAGAUUUACAAGUUCAACAUGGUGAAUAGACCCAAUGAGAGCAAUGAUCUGCCCUUCUGUCCAAAAGGCAUCACCUCCAAGAUUUUUCGCUUCAACGUCUCUGAAAUGGAAAGGAACUCGACCAACAUCUUCAGAGCCGAGUUCCGAGCUCUGAGAAUCCCCAACUCCAGUGCCAAGAGGAACGAACAGCGGAUUGAGCUCUACCAGAUCGUGAGGCCCAAUGAGCACAUUCGAAAGCAGCGGUACAUCGCAGCCAAGAACGUUCUGACCAAAGGAACAGCAGCAGAGUGGGUGUCCUUUGAUGUGACCGAGACGGUGCGAGAGUGGCUGACCAACAGAGCAACAAAUCUCGGCCUGGAAAUGAGCGUCCACUGUCCCUGCCACACCUUCAACCCCAAUGGUGACAUCAUUAUCAAUGAAAACGAGGUGCUGGAAGUGAAGUUUAAAGGUGUGGAUGGAGAGGAGGAGAGCAGCCGACUGGACCUCAGUCACCUCGGCAGGAACAAAGAGCAGAACCUCCCUCAUCUCAUCCUCAUGAUGAUCCCACCUCAUCGUCUGGAAGCGCAGACCACACGCAGACGCAAGAGAGCGCUGGACACCAACUACUGCUUCUCAAACACAGAAGAGAGCUGUUGUGUUCGCCGCCUGCACAUUGAUUUCCGCCGUGACUUGGACUGGAAGUGGAUCCACGAACCAAGCGGCUACGAUGCCAACUACUGCUCGGGGCCUUGUCCUUAUUUGAGGAGCACAGACUCAACACACAGCUCGAUGCUGAGCCUGUACAACACUUUAAACCCCGAGGCCUCUGCCUCCCCCUGCUGUGUCCCCCAGGACCUGGAGCCCCUCACUAUACUUUACUACUCUGGACGGACCCCCAAAGUGGAGCAGCUCUCCAACAUGAUUGUAAAGUCCUGCAAGUGUAGCUGAGGUAGCGUGUUGUCAUCCAACUCCAAUCAUUGACUGUUAGCUGUGACAAAUGACUUGUGACCUCUUUGAAAUGUCGCACAAUUUUUAAAUGACUUGAGGUCCCCCCCCCCCACUAUUUCUGUUUCGAUAAUGAGUCUGUAUUGUAAUCCUCAGCAAACAUUGUUGGUAGAGGAUUGUCUUUCGUUUCUAACCUUGGGAUCAUUUCGUUGACGUACUGUUGGGAGAGUCCUCGCGGGAUGGAUCGCUUUCCUUUAGUUCCCUUUAGUUGAAAGAGUGGGCAUUAUCUUCAAACACAAAAGGAGAAAGGACAGACUUGGUGCUGAAUCUAAAGCCAUCGCUGCGGUCAGGGAGAAGGGGAGAAUGCCUUCUGGAUUUGCAAUGGAAAGUGAACGAACAAAGACAUUGAGCCAAGCUUUUCUUUUCUUGGCCAGUCGGCACGGCCCUUUCUUGUCGGUGCAUCUAAUAGAAAAACUGGAAGACGAAGAGGAAGGAGAAGAGUAUGUGACCUGUGUGGAAGAGAAGGAGCGCGGUGGAAAAUAGCCACGAGCAGCACGCUGCCAAUCACUGGAAGAUUUCAUUGCUAACAGGUUCAAAUAGUUUCUGGGACAUCAAAGGACAAACUGGAAAUGGACUGAUGCAACUUUUUCAUUAAUAGCAGCUGUUAUGUAAUUAUUACACAGAGGUUGUUUCUCUGACUGGGAAGAGAUCUGUGGAGGUAGCAAGGGUCUGACCAGCUGAGCAGGAUCUUUUCAGUCUUUUGUAUGUGACGUAGGAUUUUUUUUUUUUUUUUUAAUAAGCCCUUUAUACUUUGAUAUUACGAUAAAGAAAGGUUUUGCAAAAUGUCUCAAUGUUCUUUGCUGUCCUGUGGAACAACACUAGAAUGGACGUGUUCAUGACUAACCUGAGUUGUAACUUGGGCUGGAGUCAUCUUUAAGAAGUGACACUGAGUGACGUGAUUCAGAAACAUGCCGCCGAUGUUUCUCUCGACACGUGGAAAUGGGAGGCAGAUCAAAGAUAGACGACACCACUACAAAGUAUUUCUCUCCAAACUCUGACCCUGACAGGUCAUUAUUGACAGAGUAAUAACUAAUAAAUAUCCAGAACACGGCUGAUAAAGGCAAGUGACCCAAACGAAAAACCCAACUCUGUGUCUGUGGACCCAUGUGACUGUAGACCCAUGUGUUCCGUCAAGCUGCUUGUAAAAGUGUCUCUCUGCCCAAAUAAUAAAGUCAGCUUU